AUGGAGAGUGGAGGCUUUUCGAGCAGCGCGGUUGGGCCCUAUGUGGAGGCAGCAGAUGCACUUUCUGUCACUCCAACUAAUGCACAAGCGCCGGAGCUGUCGUCGGGUGGUGGAUCUCUUCUGCGGGCUCACUCUUGUACACGCGCAUUCAUAGCUGCAUUGGCCUCUAUAACUGCAGCUGUGUUGUUAAUAUCCAUUUGCAGCCGAGCUCAGAUGUGGAACCAUGCACUGCACACUCGCGCUCGCCGGCUGUCUGCCGGUGAGGGAAGGAAGCGUGGAUUUGAAAGCUUGUGUGAGAGCGAUUCGGAUGAGGCGUCAGCAUGGCUGGACUCUGAUAGUGAUGACGAUGCCUCAGCUUCUACUGUGCCCCCAGCUAAACAGCCGCGCAUUGGGCAAGAGCUACACGAGAGCUCCAGCUUACCGGUAGCCCAACAGCAGGCCAUAUCCCCUCAAAAUGCCUCAGCUUCGACUGUGCCCCCAGCUAAACAGCCGCGCAGUGGGCAAGAGCUACACGAGAGCUCCGGCGUACCGGUAGCCCAACAGCAGGCCAUAUCCCCGCAAUUGGCCCCUAGUGCGUCUGCCUUGCCUGGCACACAUUCUCUGAGAGCUUCUCCGGUUGCCGUAUCCGAUCCCACACAUUGGGGUGCCAGCCACAGUCAGAAAGAGGUCGAUGCCGCCGAUGCGCUGCUGCAGCUGUCAACGAGUACUUCGUCUGUGGAGGCCGCCGGUGGCGGGGCCCGAGAACAAGGUGGGGAAGAGCCUCAACCGUCAACGUCUGCCGAAUCAACGCAAAGUGCUCGCCGUUUGCAAAAACGUCUUUCUGUGGCUGAACGCGCGGAAGCUGAGGUACCAGCUGCUCUUGCUCUGGGGAAUUUGCCCAUUUCCAGUCACCCGUUUGUUCGUCUACCGGUCGUAGACAAAUCUAAACUUCUGAGAAGUUUCAGCUCCACAACUGCUGUAUGUGAAGGCUGGCUUACGGCAAAGCCGACCGUUUUGCUGUCUAGGGCGCGCGAGCACCUUGCAAAGCCCUCACUCACCCCCGAGGAAAUGGAAAAGCUAACCUACGACGCUGAGCGGUUGUGCAAGUAUAUUGUGCACGCUACGUCUCCUGACAAACAUGCUCCUUCGCGCAUUGUUGCGGAGUACCUAGGGCUCCGCUUCCUGUGUAUGGACAUAAUUGUGGCAACUCUGCAGUUACUGGGGGAACCGGCGAGUGGACCCUGGUGGGAGAGAGUUACUGGCAAGAUCCGUCUUGACUUCACUAACCAGUGGCAACUGCUUUCUCCCCCGAACACUCUCGCGAAAACUCACUAUAGCAAGAUACUUUGUCGGGAGCUUAAUUUGGCGUUGCGACUUUUAAUGACGGGAAAGCGCCCUUCAGACGUCGACCUUAUCAAGAUUAAACGGAUGCUUUUCUGCUCGCGACUGUCUCCGCGGCGCUUUAAAGGUAGCACAUUUGAUGCCUGGCGAAAUGACGACAAACCCUUUUGUAGCCCAAAAGGUCCCGCCUGA
Eimeria mitis is the source of this 1512-nucleotide messenger RNA. RefSeq lists its product as uncharacterized. The transcript has 2 exons. Lineage: Eukaryota; Apicomplexa; Conoidasida; Eucoccidiorida; Eimeriidae. The record is from RefSeq and is a predicted model, not a curated record. The coding region runs from base 1 to 1512 and encodes 503 amino acids.